AAAUACAAAGAAGGAGAAAGAAGUUUUACUUUGUGCGUAGUAAAAUCGAUAUCAGUAUUGAAGGUGAAAGGAGGAAAAGGAAUUUCAACAUGGAGCAAACCCUGGAGACCAUCAGGAGUUAUUGUGAAGAUACUUUGAAGGAGGCAGCUGGGCUCUCCACGAGAGUAUUUCUGGUAUCCAACACACAUGCACACAUGUACGAAUUCCCUCUCCUGCGAGAGACAAUGGCCACCGAACUUCCUGAUUACAAGAAACACCUUUUAACCCUGGCUGUGCAUGUUUUCUCAGAAAAUAAUUUGAUGAAGAAAAAGAUUCACAUGAAUUCCUAUAUAAAGAAGUUAGCGAUAGUAUCUUGCAUUUGUGGAGCAGUGCCUGUUGUGGGUCUCUCUAUAAUUUGUGAUAUUGGAAUUCUGAUAGAUGCACUGAUAUGUUUCAGGUGGGUGUUUGCCUUAGACCAGGGGUCCCUCCAUUUUCUGGCACUACAGACGGGAAAAGGGUUUGAACAGCUGAGAUCAGGGAUCAAGAAAAGGCCAUUAGUCAAAAGAGUCAAUGCACAGCUAGUAUUUUUUCUCCUGAUGAAGUCUGCUCUCUGGGUAAUGCCAUCGUUUGUGAAAUAUCUGGGGACAUGUCUUCGUGUAACUGUGUCGGUUGUGGAAUUGCCUCUUUCUUUUAUACCUGUUAUCAGGUCUGUGUUUGGUGGAAUGAGUUCAUUUGCGGUCAUGUAUUAUUUUCAGAACAAAUUUCUCCACAAUGCGGUGGAAGAUGCCCAGAAUGUUCGAGAAAAGCUUCUUAAGUAAUCAAAGUCCCUCUGAAAGAUCCAGCCCUCUUUGAAAGAGAACAUUUCAUCCAAAUGAGAAGAGGAGGAAAAUAAUAAUAAUAUGCUUCAAUGCUUUAUUACAACUUUCUAUUUGGUUGCUUGUUAUUCUCCGAUUGAAGUAUGUGCUUAUCAGCCAAGGGGCAAAUAAAUCUCUUUGCCUGCAGAUGUCUCCAUGAGAAAUUAUAAACUAAGUAUUUAUCUAUGUUGUUUC
Protobothrops mucrosquamatus (brown spotted pit viper) is the source of this 1028-nucleotide messenger RNA. Its product is annotated as interferon-inducible GTPase 5-like. Gene Ontology annotation, cellular component: membrane. The record is from RefSeq and is a predicted model, not a curated record. Lineage: Eukaryota; Metazoa; Chordata; Lepidosauria; Squamata; Viperidae. Gene Ontology annotation, molecular function: GTP binding; GTPase activity.